AUGUCGAUCAUGCCGUGUGAACUAUUAGUUACCCUCGUGUGGAUGCUUCUUAUCGUGACAUCGUUGACGUUUGCGUGGCCGAGCUUUCGUCGGGACAUCUUCGACAACGCCAUAGACGGUCCUGGUGGAUUGAUUGCUCAUCUGCAGAGUUUUGGCAGUUUACUCUACAGAUAUCCGAGCAAUGAAACUGGAUCGAAGGUAGCACAGUGGCGCGAGGAUAUGGAUGUAAACCCGGAGGAGUUGGGCGAAUACGUGGAAGGAGAUAUCCUAUUUCCGUCGAACAUCGGAAGAAAUGGGCUUGCAGCAGUCUCUGCCCGGUGGCCCAAUGGCAUCAUUCCCUUUAUAAUUAGCCCUUAUUUCAACGCUCAGCAGCAGAAAGUUAUAUACGACGCAAUGGACGACUAUCACAAGUACACGUGCAUCAGAUUUAAGCCGUACACGGGAGAGGAAAGCGAUUACGUCAGAAUCACAGCCGGUAACACCGGAUGCUGGAGCAGCGUGGGUAGGAUCGGUGGCCGGCAGGACAUAAACCUUCAGGUUCCCGGUUGCCUGACGCAGAAGGGCACGGUGAUACAUGAGCUGAUGCACGCCGUUGGCUUUUUGCACGAACACAGCAGAUACGAGCGGGACGAUUACGUGGAUAUUUUGUGGGACAAUAUCUUGAACGGUCACACGUACAAUUUUAAUAAGGCUCCCCCGGAGAUCACCCAUGCCUUUGGAGUCGGUUAUGAUUAUGAUAGCGUGAUGCACUACUCAUCGACAGCAUUCUCCAAGAACUAUCAAUUAAAAACUAUCGUACCCAAGAGACAAUUGAACGGUGGAAUAUUGGAUAUUAUUGGCGGAAUAUUCCAAGGAAAUAGCGAGAUAAAGCUCGGUCAGAGGCAGGGCUUCAGCAAGAAGGACAUUCUGAAAAUUAGGAGGAUGUACAGAUGCGGCAAACGUACUAGCAUAAUCAAUGACUAUCAGUACUGA
Atta colombica is the source of this 972-nucleotide messenger RNA. Its product is annotated as zinc metalloproteinase nas-4-like. Gene Ontology annotation, biological process: proteolysis. Gene Ontology annotation, molecular function: metalloendopeptidase activity; zinc ion binding. The coding region runs from base 1 to 972 and encodes 323 amino acids. The record is from RefSeq and is a predicted model, not a curated record. Lineage: Eukaryota; Metazoa; Arthropoda; Insecta; Hymenoptera; Formicidae. The transcript has 4 exons.